Messenger RNA from Zingiber officinale, 2281 nucleotides. Its product is annotated as calmodulin-binding protein 60 A-like. The record is from RefSeq and is a predicted model, not a curated record. The transcript has 11 exons. Gene Ontology annotation, molecular function: calmodulin binding; sequence-specific DNA binding; DNA-binding transcription factor activity. Gene Ontology annotation, biological process: regulation of salicylic acid biosynthetic process. NCBI's taxonomy places the organism in Eukaryota, Viridiplantae, Streptophyta, Magnoliopsida, Zingiberales, Zingiberaceae. Gene Ontology annotation, cellular component: nucleus. Bases 137 to 1828 code for a protein of 563 amino acids.
UCGAAGACGACCAGUGGCGAGACUAAAGAUUCCAAUUUCCUUGCGAUUUCUCCUUCGCUCGCCUCACCAUGUGUAUAAGAGAGCGGAGGGCGCCUUGCGACUCCGCCAUUUCCAUCUCUUCGGCGUGCAAGCUACAAUGGCGUCCAGCAAGCGGCCACUGUCGGAGGGCGGCGACAUCGGAGAGGGUUCGGGGAGACUGAAGCGAUCCCGGUCCUUAUUCACAGGCAGAGAUGCCAAUUGCCCGCGGAUCAGCCUCCCUGUUUUGACGCGAGAGGAUUUGCUUCCUCGCAGAGCGAUGCAAGAAGUAAGGCCCCUACUCACUGAUUCUGCACCUCCAGUUCCCAGAUAUCAGCUGCGGUUCCAGAAUUGCUUGCCACCCUGUGUUUACACAUGCCACGAAAUAAUGGCAAAGGAUAAGGAUCCUCUUCAGAUUUCACUGGUGGAUACUGCCACAGGGGACUGUGUUGCUUCUGGUCCCCUGUCUUCAGAGAAUAUAAUGGUUCUGGUUCUCGAUGGUCAUUUUUGUGGUACUAAACAAAAAGACAAGAAAGAGUUCGAGAAUCAUAUUGUCCAUCAAAGAGUUGAUAAAGGGCCACUGCUUAAGGGCAAGCUGGUAAUUCAGCUGACAGGUGGUGUUGGGUAUCUUCAGGAUAUCAGUUUUACAGAUAACUCCUCUCGGAGACCAAGCAAGAAGUUUAGGCUAGCUGUUUGUUGUGAAACUGAAGGAAUUGAAGAAGGAAUAAGCAAUCCGUUCCGGGUAAAAGAGCAUCGUAGUUAUCUGAAUGAGAAGCAUCAUCCUCCAAAAUUAACUGAUCAAGUCUGGAACCUUGUAAACAUUCGGAAAGAUGGUGUAUAUCACCGAAGACUAACAGCUGCUGGAAUCCUUAAUGUGCAACAAUUUUUACAAGCUCUUUCUGUUGAUCCUGAGAAUCUGCGCAGGUUACUUCAGAAUGGCAGCUUACCCAAGAGAAGAAUUCCAGACAAGGAAUGGGAAGCAAUUAUUACAAAUGCUCAGGAAUGUUUUCCAGGCGAUCAGCUUUAUUCUUAUGAUGUUGGGCAGGAUAGCACUCUCAUUUUCAACUCUGUAUAUCUGCUCCUUGGAGCAAAAGUUAAUGGCCGGUAUCAUGAUAUCAAGAACCUCAAUGCAACUGACAAGGCUUUUCUCAAGAAGUUGCAAAGACAAGCGUUUGAAUAUCAAGAGAGCAUUAAGUUAGAUGAUAUGUGUAUUCAAGAAUUUAGUGACUUGGUCACAGCAUCAAUCUCACUAAGUGUGCCAUGCCCACAAUGUUCAGUUGAAGCAUCUAGGCAAGUGAAGUUAUUUGAGUCUUUUGCACCACCAUACAGCCAGCUUGGACAUACUAAUCAGGAGGAUACAUCAGAACAAUUUCAUCCUCUUACAAUACCACCAACCCACGCUGCAUUUCCAGGACAAAACUUAGAGGAACUAGGAAGUUCAUGCUUUUCAGAUUAUGUUCAGCCAGAAGUCGAUAGCAGCAUGCCAGAUAUUUACAUACCAGAUGUGUUUCAGCUCGAAGAUUUGAUGGAUGACCAGUCUGAAAUCAACAAUCACCCUGGUUUCUUCGCUGUCAGUAGUGAACAUGGGUAUCCAAGGCGUUUAUCUUUUAGUAGCCUGAGUGAUAAUGAGAUCGAUGAAUUUUUAAGGGAACUUGAACAGUCUGAUCCAAUCGUGAGAUCUACCAGAAAGUGGGUCAAGCUCCUCGCCGUUCUCAAGUGGGGACUUUUUGCCUACAUUUCUGCUAGAAAGUUGGGUAAUACAUCUGAUCAUCCGAUUAUUCCAACCAUGGAUAACCGAAGAACAAUUAUGUAGGGAGCAGACUUCAAACCCAAAUUGGAGACUCUAGGAGAAUCCUUUGGGCCUUCCCUAAGAUGAAUGAUGAUGACAUUUGCAGCUUAAAGAUUGUACUGUUAUAUGUGUAGAUUUUUCUGUAUACAGUAAAUAUGUAUAUAUAUGAAUUGACUAAUGAUGAUCCAAGGACAUUCUCUAGCUUGAACAAAAUACUAAAUGAAUAGAGAAUUUAUGCACCAACAGUUAUCUGAUACAGUGGUGAGUGAACUAGCUGGAGGGCUUCUAGCCAAAGAUUUAAUUUUGUUGUUUCUGCUCGGAAUAGGGAAUAAAUAGUUUGAUAUUUAAUAUAGUGUGAGGACCUUAAAGCGUUUUUCCUACAUGCGAGAAUGAUAUUUCUUUAAUUACAAACAUUGACUUCCAUAAUAACAAUGCUUAUGAUAACUUGUCUGUUGAACCCUUUUUGUUGCUUUUCUU